AAACAGUAUAGGUACCAUUUUAACAGUAUUUUGAAAAGAUACAUACAUGGUUAUCUUUCAGUUUGUUUGGUGGUUAUGUUAUGGACACUAUUGCAAGUGCUGGAUUUGGGGUAGAUGUUAGUUCGCAAUCGCAACCAAAACAUCCAUUUGUGGAAAACGCCAAAGCGGUAUUCAAAACUGGUGUGUUCCACCCGGUGUUUGCUAUUGUGUUUUUCUUCCAUUUCUUACUCCACUCUGAACUGUUUAAGAUUCCAUUAUCCGAAAAAAACUAUUAGCUAUUUUACUGACGUUAUUGAGCAGGCUAUAAAGUUGAGAGAAAGUGACGAGGAUGCUAGCGAGAGAGUUGACUUCUUACAACUCAUGUUAAAUGCCCACGAUGUUUAUGAUGAAUAUGUAAAGAACAAAGAAGAUGAAGAGGAUGCUGAUGAUAAAGGCGAGAACGGAGAAGAAUACAUUAAAGAUGACAUGUCAUCUUCAGUUAAUUCGUGUAAGAGAUUAAGUAAGGAUGAAAUAAUUGCACAGUCUAUUGUCUUCUUGGUUGCUGGAUAUGGAAGUAUCCACGCCGCGAUGUCAUUGGUGUGCUAUAAUUUGGCAACCAAUCCGGAAACGCAAGAGAAGUUACAGAGAGAAAUUGAUGAGGUCAUGUGUAACUAUGACGCUGUUGGAUUUGAGGCAGUCAGCAAGAUGACAUAUUUGGAUAUGGUAAUUUCAGAGACAUUCAGAAUAUUUCCCCCUCAUCGCAGACUGAUUCGCGAAUGCAACCAAGACAUUAAUAUUAAUGGAAUAAAUAUCCCCAAAGGAAUGACUGUGGUCGUCUCUCCUUAUGUCAUCCAUCAUGAUCCAGACAAUUAUCCAGAUCCAGAGAAGUUCAUCCCAGAAAGAUUCACUAAAGAAGAGAAAGAGAAGCGACAUCCAUAUGCCUGGAUACCGUUUGGUGCUGGACCUCGUAACUGUAUUGGUAUGAGAUUUGCAUUGAUUGAAGCAAAGAUUGGAUUGGUUCGUGUACUGCAGAAGUUCACCUUUGAACCCUGUGCAGAAACGGAGAAUCCUCCUGUGUUUGGUAACCAAGUUAUGGUGUCUCCACCGAAUGGUAUUAAACUCAGAGUUAAAUCACGAGAAUGA
Molecule: messenger RNA, 1122 nt
Organism: Saccoglossus kowalevskii
Lineage: Eukaryota; Metazoa; Hemichordata; Enteropneusta; Harrimaniidae
Product: cytochrome P450 3A29-like
Molecular function (GO): steroid hydroxylase activity; oxidoreductase activity, acting on paired donors, with incorporation or reduction of molecular oxygen; heme binding
Source: RefSeq, a predicted model, not a curated record